Molecule: messenger RNA, 1783 nt
Organism: Dimorphilus gyrociliatus
Lineage: Eukaryota; Metazoa; Annelida; Polychaeta; Dinophilidae
Source: the annotation of a GenBank genome assembly
AAUGUAGAGUACGAUUUCCCUGACUGCUAUAAAAGCGCAACCAAACCACAAAGUCUUGUCUUUAGGGAGCAAUAGUUGACGCAAAGAAAGAAAUAUGAAUCCCUACAUCAUGUUAAGCCUAGUUCUUUUAGUGUUUUUAAUAGCUCUUCCACAAAGUCUCUCUGAUUCGACUGACCUAAUUCGGAGAGUAGAGAAAUUUUUGGAAGAAUAUGAAGAUUACAAAGUUGAAGAGGGUAAAUUUGAUAACAAGAAGAAGCCAGAAGACAUCUGUCGAUCAGAACGGUUUCAAAAAGCUUUAAAAAAAAUGCAAAAGUUUGCUGGUCUCAAGCCAACUGGAAAUAUAGAUCAGGCCACGUUGGGAAAGAUUUCUUCACCUAGAUGCGGUGUUAAGGAUGAAGAAAACCCAAAAAGAGAUAAAAGAAGUUCACAAGGAUUGUAUAGGUGGCCUACUACUCAUCUAAGAAACUGUGUAAGAUAUGAAAAUCCUACAGAAAUGAGUAACGAGGUCAUUAAAGAAAUAGUAGCACAAGCUUCCCAGGAGUAUGCGGAUGUAACAUCAUUAAACUUCGAAACAAAUAAUUCUCCUGAAGAUCCUAUUUUGGAAUAUUUCGAAUGCGAUAUUGUACUCUAUUUUCACGGACCAGGAAUAAACGACUGCUCUUAUCCUUUUGACGGACCAAAAGGAACGUUGGCUCAUGCUUUCCUGCCUACAAGUGGGCAAGUUCAUUUUGAUCAAGAUGAAACAUUCUCAUUAGAUAUUAACAAUUUAACUGCGUAUGAUUUCAAGUCAAUAGCACUUCAUGAAAUUGGUCACGCAUUAGGUUUAGAGCAUUCGGAAAACAGUAGCAGUGUCAUGUUUCCAUAUUAUCAGACUAAUAUGAGAAAAUUAUCACAAGCUGAUAUAAUUGCCAUACAGAAUUUAUAUAGUACUUCUCCAAUUAAUCAACCGCAAACUGGUGGAAUGGAGCCAGGGUCUUCAAUCGACAGGGAAGAUUUGUGCAAAAAACCUACUUUUGAUACAAUCUUUCAAAUAAAUAAUCAAUCUUAUUAUAUAUUUAAGAAUAAGUUCUUUUGGAGUUUCGAUAUUGAAAGAUCACAUCGUCUGUCUGAACCAAUGCUGAUUAAAGAUCAUUGGCCUGGUUUGGAACCUAAUAUUGAUGCUGGAUUUUUAUGGCCAUCAACCGGAUAUACGUAUAUUUUUAAAGAUGAUAAAUAUUGGAAAUUUAAAAAUCAUGAAUCCUCUGAAGGUUAUCCUAGAAAAAUAGGAGAGAACGGAUUUUAUAAUAUACCAAAAAAACUUGAUUCCGUUUUUGUUCAUCCAGAAAACGGAAUGGUCUAUUUUACGAAAAAUUCUAAUUAUUGGAGGAGCGAUGUUAUACGAGAGAACGGUUCCAAUGAAUAUCCCAAACCGCUUAAAAAUGUACUGGGAAUAGAUAAACUAAGAAGUGCCAUUGAAAUUAAUGGGACAAUGUACAACUUUCAUAAAGACAGCUCACUAUUUUACAGUUGGAACGUUGAUAUCUCAAAUGCCACCAAAAUAGGUUGGAUGACGUAUACUAAAAAAUUUUUGGGUUGUCCCAUUUCGAUAGAUGAGCAAUUAAAAACAAAUAAAUACUAUACGUAUACUUCUACAGAAGAAACCUUUGAGAAAAGAAGACAAAAAAUGAUCCAGCGGAAUAUUCAGUUUGAAUUUUCAUUAGACAGUAGCUCUGAAAGUAUUAGCUAUGGGAAAGCUUCAAUACUGAUACAUCUCUCAGCUUUUUUAACUUUCCUUGUCAUAUAA